AUGGCCAAAGACAAGGAGCGGUCCAUGAACCCUGCGGCGGCGCAGCGGAAACAAGAGAAGCAGAAGUCGCUGAAAAAGGGCAAAGCAGAGGCGCUUGCGCGCCGGAAUGAGAAGCUCGCGCGCCGCAACCCGGACCGGCUCCAGCGGCAGAUCAAUGAUCUCAAGGCGAUGGAAGAGACGGGCCAGCGGCUGCGGCCGCGUGACAAGGAGGUCUUGGAAGCCCUGGAGCGCGAUCUACGGGCGGUAUUGAAAGCUCGGGAAGCGUUGGGCGACAAGGCGCCCAAAUUUAACCAAGGGGAACGAGGCGGGCCCCGACAGGAUGGAGGAGACAGGGUUCUAGGGAAACGGAGGAGAGACUUGGACUUUCGGCGGCACCAGGAGCAAAGCGAUGGCAGUGACACAGACGAGAGCGUGCGACGGAUCCCCAUGCCGCGCGAUACACCGCCGCCGAUACCUCGCGAGUUCCAGCCCAAGAGAGGCCCGGGGGUAAAUGCUCAAGGAUCGGAGCGUCGGGGCCCGCAUGCAUUACCGUCUAGACCGCCAGCGGUUGAAACCAAGACCGUUUACGAAGCCAAGCCGGAGAUCCGGGAUUUGCGGCAGGAGGCUAUCAACAAAUUUGUGCCCGCGGCGGUGCGCAUGAAACAGGAGUCCAUCAAAGGCCAAGGAAAACUUUUGGAACCCGAAGAAAUGGAUAAGCUUGAGAAAUCUGGAUAUACUGCUGGCACUACAGGAGCCGAGGCUCGUUCCCAAGCAGAUCAAACAUCCACAACGGUGGAUGAACAUCAGUCCCUUGAGGAGGAGGAGCGGCGGUUCAAGCAGGAGCUGCGCUCAGUCGAGAUAGAAGAGGUGUCGGACGAAGAUGCCUAG
Molecule: messenger RNA, 867 nt
Organism: Penicillium macrosclerotiorum
Lineage: Eukaryota; Fungi; Ascomycota; Eurotiomycetes; Eurotiales; Aspergillaceae
Product: WW domain binding protein 11
Exons: 1
Coding region: 1-867 (288 amino acids)
Biological process (GO): RNA processing
Source: RefSeq, a predicted model, not a curated record